Molecule: messenger RNA, 1008 nt
Organism: Leishmania braziliensis MHOM/BR/75/M2904
Lineage: Eukaryota; Euglenozoa; Kinetoplastea; Trypanosomatida; Trypanosomatidae
Exons: 1
Coding region: 1-1008 (335 amino acids)
Source: RefSeq, a predicted model, not a curated record
AUGACUGCCCUCAUCACGAAGCAACGGUUCAACUGGAUGGGGUACAAUGGUACCGAAACAGAGGAAUUUGACACGGCACUCCUACGCACGGAUGGCAUGCAGGCGAACAACAACGCCUAUGCGCAUCGUCAGCAGGUGGUGUUGGAGCUCAAAGAGCGCCUGUACCGUAUCAAGCGUGAUCUUGAGCUCGUUCCCGAAGAGGAGCUGCGCGCUGAGGAAGAGGCCCGCGCGCGCCGUAUCACCGAGCAGAAGCGUUUGGAGGAAGAGCGCUUGCGCAGGGAAGCCGAGGAAGCCGCCUGGGCUGAGGAGGCAGAGCGCCAGCGUCUGGAGCGUGAGAAAGCCAGGGCGGAGGCCGAAGAGGAGGCCCGUCGCCAGCGGGAGGCCGAGGAACAGCUCGAAGAAGAGCGCAGGCUCCAGCUAGGGAAGAGCGAAAAGGAUAGUGACGAGGAUAGCGAUGAGGACAGCGAACCCGAUGAUGGGCACACGGAAGCCCUCACAGCUCUACCCCGCACGCCGGAGGAAAUGGACAAGGCUAUUAAGGGCCUUGUCAAGGGUAUCCGCAUGCUGCUCGCCUCCACCGGCAACGGCUACGUCAGUUACCUCGACGGGAGCCUGCACCCCUCGAUCAACAAGCUGGAGGAGUACAACAACACCAAGCGCGAGGCUGUGAUCAAGGCAGUCGACGGUACCAAUGUUUGUGUCCCUGACCCCGCGGAGCACUCGCUGACUGAGGUGUCUGCGGCGAUGGAAGCCCGAGAUAUGGCGCGCAAGAAGCUGGACGCCUACUACGCCAUGCAGGACCCUACGUACGCGGCGCGCAUCCGCUCGGUCGAGAAAAAUGUGUACGGUAUCACGAAGCAGCGGCUGGACUCGGAUGAGGAGGAAGACAUAUCGACGCUGACUGAGGACCGCCAGUCCACGAAGAAGUUUUUUGAGAGAAUGCGCAAGGAGUACAAUGUGAAGGCGGCGGUGAGCGGCAAAGCCAUUGCCGCCGUGCUCGGAGUGUGA